Molecule: messenger RNA, 2142 nt
Organism: Cucurbita maxima (winter squash)
Lineage: Eukaryota; Viridiplantae; Streptophyta; Magnoliopsida; Cucurbitales; Cucurbitaceae
Product: lysM domain receptor-like kinase 4
Exons: 1
Coding region: 127-2076 (649 amino acids)
Biological process (GO): protein phosphorylation
Molecular function (GO): protein kinase activity; ATP binding
Source: RefSeq, a predicted model, not a curated record
AUUACAAAUUUAAAGACACUGAGACUUGUUCAUCUUCCGCAGCCAAUGUUGACCUGUUCCGCACUUCCGGUAUAUUAAUCACUGUUUUUUAACGAAUCCCAUCUCCAAAAUCUCUCUUAUUUUCCAAUGGGUUCCUUCAAAUUCCAUUUCUUCGUCGCCUCUCUGUUUUGCUUCUUCUCUUUAAUUGCUUCUCAGCAACCCUACACCGGACCGACCACCGCUGAUUGUGACAUCCCCCACAAUUCAACCGGAAAUCUGGGUUACUUCUGCAACACCCCCAAUCGGAGCUGCCAAUCCUUCCUCACCUUCAGAUCCCGCUCUCCGUUUAACUCUGUGUCUUCCAUCUCUGCUCUCUUGGGUUCCGACCCGUCGGAGAUCUCUCGGGUCAAUUCCGUCGACGCUUCCGCCAUUUUCCCGCCGGAGAAAUUGGUGCUUGUUCCAACCCGUUGUUCCUGUUCCGGUCAGUUUCUUCAGGCUAAUGUUUCUUUUACAACACAACGGGGAGAUACUUAUUUAGAGAUUGCCAAUGAUACCCUGCAAGGCCUCUCGACUUGCCAAUCUCUUAUAGCUCAGAACCCAAAUCUUAAUGCCACGAGUAUAAAAGGUGGGGAAAGGAUUCGUGUUCCUCUUAGAUGUGCUUGUCCGACCAAGAAUCAAACCGAUAUGGGUUUCAAUUACCUUUUGAGUUACUUAAUUUUAUUCGAUGAUAUUGUUUCUGGAAUCGCUGAAAGAUUUGAAUCGUUUGGUGCGGAUAAUGGGAUUAUUCUUGCAGCCAACGAGCUUGGAGAAGAAUCCAACAUCAACCCUUUUACGACGCUUUUAAUUCCCCUUAAAACUGAGCCGUCGAGCUCUGGAAUGAAAGAGCCUUCGUUGUCAUCGCCGCCGCCACCGCCGCCAUCUCCAGCCACUCCACCACCUCCAAGCUCCAAAAAAACGUGGGUUUAUGUUGUCGUCGCCGUUGUAGGAGGCGUUGUUUUAGCAGCUGCAAUUGGGGGUGUCGUUUUCUUUGUGUGUGUGAGGAAAAAGAAGAAGAAAACUGAGUAUUCAGCUACUGAAAUUGAUAGCUUUACAUCAUAUGAGAAGCCAUCAGAGAAAAAAAUGGAUGGAGAAUCAUCUUCUAUCACAUUGGAGAGUAUUUCCAGCAUUGCGCAAUCUGUCAAAGUUUACAGUUUCAAAGAACUACAAGCUGCAACUGAUAAUUUCAAUUCAACCCAUUUGAUCAAAGGAUCUGUUUAUCAUGGCACAAUCAAUGGAGACUCAGCAGCUAUUAAGAAGAUGAACGGAGACGUGUCGAAACAAGUCAAUUUACUUAACAAGACGAACCAUUCGAACCUGAUUCGUCUUUCGGGUGUCUGUUUCGACGAAGGGCAUUGGUAUCUUGUUUAUGAAUAUGCUGCUAAAGGUCCCUUGAGUGACUGGAUUGUUUCAAAUGGUAGUAAGAAUGACAGGUUCUUGAGCUGGACGCAGAGGAUACAGAUCGCUGUGGAUGUCGCGACGGGGCUUAAUUAUCUCCAUAGUUUCACAAAUCCGCCUCAUGUUCAUAAGGAUUUGAAGAUGGAUAACAUACUUCUUGACAGUGAUUUCCGAGGUAAGAUCUCAAACUUCAGCCUAGCAAGAUCGGCAGGAUGGGAAGAAGGCGAGUUUACACUGACAAUGCACAUCGUUGGAACGAGAGGUUACAUGGCUCCUGAGUAUCUCGAGAAUGGUUUGGUCUCUACAAAGCUCGAUGUUUAUUCAUUCGGUGUUUUGAUGAUUGAAAUGCUCACUGGGAAAGAGGUAUCAGAGUUGUACAGAGAGGAGAAUUUGCAAUUGGGUGACGUUCUUAAGAAGGUGCUUGAUGAGGAAGAUGGGAAGGAGUAUUUAAGCCAUUUGAUGGAUUCUUCAUUAGAAGGUAACUUUUCGAUCGAGCUUGCUAUUCUCGUGAUGAGUAUUGUCGAUAAGUGCUUGAACAAAGAUCCAUCUCAACGCCCAUCGAUGGACGAGAUUGUUCAAUCGCUUGGUAGAAUUUUAAGCAGUUCUGUAUCAUGGGAAUUGUCGAACACUUCUGUGAGACAGCCAAAUUCAGAACAAAGCUAAUCAUUGUUGUUCAUUUUAAGUAAAGGAUCUUAAAGUUUGCACAUUUGUAAAAAAUGUUCAUGUGUU